Talaromyces atroroseus is the source of this 4044-nucleotide messenger RNA. RefSeq lists its product as hypothetical. The transcript has 5 exons. Gene Ontology annotation, biological process: mRNA catabolic process. Bases 1 to 4044 code for a protein of 1347 amino acids. Gene Ontology annotation, molecular function: 3'-5'-RNA exonuclease activity; RNA binding. The record is from RefSeq and is a predicted model, not a curated record. Lineage: Eukaryota; Fungi; Ascomycota; Eurotiomycetes; Eurotiales; Trichocomaceae. Gene Ontology annotation, cellular component: P-body; exosome (RNase complex).
AUGGAUCAACAAGGUCAAUCAGGGGUGCCUGGCCCUGCUGGCCGCCGGCUCCAUAUUGCCCAUCGUCGAAGUCCAUCCGAGUUGACACCUUUGAUGAUGGAACAACUUGCUAUCCAACAACAAAUUGAAUUACUUCAACAGCAACAGCAGCAAAUUGCGGCUACACAUCAGCAAUACGUGAACAUGGGACUACUGCAGCCCCAGCAACCACUUGCUCAAGUUCAAGGAUUUUCACCUACUAUGGGACAGGGAACAAUUUCCGGUGUGUCCUCGCAGGUCAAUGCUUUUCAAUUCCCACAACAGCUAGGAGUUCCUAUGAACAAUAACGGACCUUCCCAUCGUCGUAACCAGUCUGCUCUACCCGGUAUGGGCAUGGGUCCACCACCAGCUCCCUCGUCCGGCGCUUCAGGAUCGGCUUUCGCAGACCUUCAUCAACAAGGAAAUCAGAAUCGCGAGAACGGUGGCCCAUCCCGGGGGCGUGGUGCGCCAAUUGGAGCGGGGCACCAACGCCGUCACUCGUUAGCUCUUCCAGAAGCGAAGAAGGCUGCAGAACUUGCCCAACAAAAACGAACCGCCGCUGGUUUCCAAUUCCCAGCUCCUAGUGCCACGCCGUCCAGUACUUCGACAGAGGUUCCGUCGAUAGAAGAAAAACCCAAGACGCCCCAAGGGUUGGGUUUGCAUCGUGCAGGAAACUUGCGAGGUGGAGCACACGGAAGAAGCCAGUCUAUGGCUGUCGGCCGUGGAGCAACUGGUUUUCAAUUUCCCAUUCCGGAAAGCAGCCCUAUCGAGCCUCCGAAGCGUGGCCAUGGUCGGACACCUUCAAGGAAUUUUGAUGGCAAUUGGCGACAGCCAAAUAAUAAUAACAACAACUUGAACCAGGAUAACCAGAAAACAAACCAGGGUAUAUUUGGCCAGCAGCAAGGUGGAAACACUUUCCAGCCAGGCCAUCGUUCACGAGCGUCGAUGAACCAGUCCAUUGGUUCCAUUGGUCAAUUCCAAUAUGGCAACCAGCCUCAGUUGAUUCAACUGCCCCAGGGACAGGUUGUGAUGGCCCCGCAACUGUUCAACGGCCAACAGCUCAACCCACUACAACUCGCCCAGCUUCAGGCUAUGCAGCAAAACGGACAAAUGAACGGCCAGAUUGGUCUUCAAGCUAGCCAACAUGCUCCCCAGCAGUUGACUGCACAGCAACAACAGCAACAGCGCAAGACUCUCUUCACCCCGUACCUUCCACAAGCGAAUCUCCCUGCCUUGCUUAGUAAUGGGCAGCUUGUUGCAGGUAUUCUUCGUGUCAACAAAAAGAACCGCUCAGACGCAUACGUCACGUGCACGGAUCUUGACGCCGAUAUUUUCAUUUGCGGAAGCAAGGACCGUAACCGGGCUCUCGAAGGCGACUUCGUUGCCGUCGAACUUUUGGACGUGGACGAAGUUUGGUCUCAGAAGCGUGAAAAGGAAGAAAAGAAGAAACGCAAGGAUAUCACGGAUUCUAGGUCUGGUGACAAACUGUCUCGCUCCGAUUCUGGCGCCAACGGUGAAAACCAACAAGUUGGGCCUGAUGGCAGUAUUCGCCGCCGUGGUAGUCUGCGUCAGCGUCCGACCCAGAAGAAAAAUGAUGAUGUUGAAGUUGAAGGCCAGAGCCUUCUCUUGGUUGAGGAGGAUGAGAUCAGCGACGAGCAAAAGCCCCUAUAUGCUGGUCAUAUCGUUGCAGUCAUUGAACGGGUAGCGGGCCAAAUGUUCUCAGGAACUCUUGGUCUUCUGCGCCCUAGCAGCCAAGCUACGAAGGAGAAACAGGAGGCUGAACGUGCCGCUAGAGACGGCGGACAUGGUCGUCAUCAGGACAGACAACAGGACAAACCUAAGAUUGUGUGGUUUAAGCCUACUGACAAGCGUGUACCUUUGAUUGCAAUCCCCACCGAACAAGCGCCGCGCGACUUCGUUGAAAAACAUCAAGAUUAUGCAAACCGUAUCUUUGUCGCCUGCAUCAAGCGGUGGCCUAUCACUUCCCUUCAUCCCUUUGGCACUCUUGUCGAGCAGCUUGGCGAGAUGGGCGAUUUGAAAGUUGAAACUGAUGCGCUUCUUCGUGAUAACAAUUUUGCGGCCGACGAGUUUUCAGAGGCCGUGUUGAAGAAUGUUGGCUGGGAGGACUGGAACGUGGCGUCCGAGGGUGAUACACUACUUGCAACUCGCCGAGACUUCCGCGGUGAAAAAACUUUCACCAUUGACCCGACAGGCUCCAAAGAGCUCGAUGACGCCAUUCAUAUCAAGACGCUUGCCGAUGGCAAGGUUGAGCUCGGUAUUCAUGUGGCAGACGUAGCCCACUUUGUCAAGGCGAACUCAUUAGUUGAUCGUGAAGCCAAGAAAAGAGGCACGGGCGUUCAUCUAAUGAACCGGGUGGUGAAUAUGCUACCGCCUCGUUUGUCGACUGAGAUCUGUUCUUUACUUCCAGGUGAAGAACGCUUGACUGUCAGUGUCGUUUUCCAGGUUGAUACUGCAACCGGUGCUGUAGACGACGACGUCUGGAUUGGCAAGAGUGUAAUUAAGAGCUCCGGCAAAUUGACUUACGAUGAUGUCAAUUCUGCUAUCAAGGGAAACACAGACGCUUCUUUCGAAGGCGCAUCUACUGAUGACAUUCGACUUCUUGCAGCAAUCACUACCAAAUUCAAAGAAGCAAGAUUUGGUAACCGUGCUACCAACAUCCCGCCAUUACGACUCUUUUACCUGCUGGAUGAUGAGAAUAUACCCGUCGAACACAACAUUUUUGAUUCUUCACCAGCUCAUCAAGUUACUGAAGAGCUUAGUUACAAGGCCAAUUUCUUUGUCGCGCGAAAACUAUUCGCUGCAAUGCCCGACAAAGCGUUCCUUCGACGUCAAGCUGUUCCAAAUCCCCGCCGGCUACAGAAUUUCGUCGAUCGAAUGAACAGGCUCGGCUAUGAAAUUGAUCCAACAAGCAGUGGUACUUUGCAAGCUAGUCUGUUCAAGGUGGAAGAUGUCGACAUUCGCAGGGGCAUGGAAACUGUUCUUCUAAAGGCAAUGCAACGCGCGAAAUACUACGUUGCAGGUAAUGUCACCGAGGCACAACGCCAGCAUUACGCUCUGAACUUGCCCCUCUACAGCCAUUUUACUAGGCCUACCCGUCGCUAUGGCGACGUCAUCGUCCACCGUCAAUUGGAAGCAGUCCUUUCUAAUGGCGCUAUUGAAUUCACUGAAGACAUUGAUACUUUGGUGAAGACUGCUGAACAGUGCAAUAACAAGAAAGAUUCUGCACACAACGCCCAGGAACAAAGCGUCCAUAUUGAGUCUUGCCGAGUUAUGGAUAAAAAGCGGCUUGAACUUGGCGGCGAUCUCAUUAGUGAGGGUAUCGUUCUUUGUGUAUACGAGUCGGCGUUCGAUGUACUCCUCCCUGAGUUUGGUUUUGAGAAGCGUGUGCACUGUGAUCAGCUUCCAUUGAAGAAAGCAGAAUAUCGCAAAGAUACUCGUGUUCUCGAACUGUACUGGGAAAAGGGCGUGCCAUCUUCAGCCUACAUUCCCGAAGACGAGCGCCCCAAUGCAAGCAGCUCUAGAGCUGCGCACGCUGCUGCUGCGGCUCAAGAGGCGGAGGCAGCUCGUGCGCGUGCGCGCGAGAGAGAAGAAGCCCAGCGGAAGCAAACUGAGACUGGAACAAUGUCAACAGACGAUGUAGAUGCCCUCUUCGAUGAUGACGAUGACAUUUCGGAGGUGACUGAAAUGGCUGCUGGUGUUUCGCUCAGCUCCUCUACGGAUCGCCCAACACAGAGCAUGCCUCAAUCGCCAAUCUCCAAUGGUCAGGGCGAAGAACCACACCGCACCCGUUCGGAUCCAAAAAUAGCAGUGAGUGCGAAUGAGACUCCUGAAGCGAAAUUGACAGACAAAGAAAAAUAUCUCAAGCUUUUCAAGCUUCGUGAAGAAGACGGCGAGUACAUUCAAGACGUAACCGAAAUGACUCGCGUUCCCAUUAUUCUCAAGACGGAUUUGAGCAAGAGCCCACCCUGCCUCACCAUACGCUCCGUCAAUCCAUAUGCUCUGUGA